Messenger RNA from Chenopodium quinoa (quinoa), 2605 nucleotides. RefSeq lists its product as uncharacterized. The transcript has 3 exons. Bases 27 to 1571 code for a protein of 514 amino acids. The record is from RefSeq and is a predicted model, not a curated record. Lineage: Eukaryota; Viridiplantae; Streptophyta; Magnoliopsida; Caryophyllales; Amaranthaceae.
GUAUAAGUAACAAAGCUUUUACAAGUAUGCUUAAAAUGUUUAAAAGUGUGUUACCUAGUGAUUCAAAUGUGCCAUCAACAUACUAUGAAGCACGUAAAAUGAUUACUGAUUUUGGUUUUGAUUAUGAGAAGAUUGAAGCAUGUGAAAAUGAUUGUAUAUUAUUUUGGAAAGAGAAUGCUAACCUUAAAAAGUGUAUUGUAUGUGAUACUAAACGUGACGCAACUUCCCCUAAGGUGCUACGAUAUUUCCCAUUAACACUAAGGAUACAAAGGUUGUUUAUGUCUUCUAAAACUGCUAAUGAAAUGAGAUGGCAUAAAGAUAAGCGGGAAGAUGACGGAGUUCUUAGGCAUUCAGCAGAUAGUAAAGCAUGGAAACAUUUUGAUGUGACAUAUAAGUCAUUUUCUGCAGAUUCUCAGAACGUCAGUUUAGGUUUGGCAUCUGAUGGAUUUAAUCCAUUUGGUGGUUUAAGAAGUGAUUAUAGCAUAAGGCCAGUAGUGAUUGUUGUGUAUAAUCUCCCGCCAUGGAUGUGUAUGAAACAACCUUAUACUAUGCUAUCUUUGUUAAUUCCAGGCAAAAGUGCACCAGGAAAUAAUAUUGAUGUAUACUUACAACCUUUAGUUGAAGAGCUAAAGCAAUUGUGGGAAUUCGGGGCUAAGACUUAUGAUGCAUCAAAAAAUGAAUAUUUUCCUAUGCAUGCAGCUCUCUUAUGGACCAUCAACGAUUUUCCAGCUUAUGCUAAAUUAUCUGGGUGGUCUACUAAGGGCUAUAAGGCUUGUCCCCGUUGUUUGAAUGAAACCUCUUCAACUAGAUUACCUAAUUGUGGUAAGUGUUGUUAUAUGGAUCAUCGUUGCUUUUUACCUGCUGAUCACAAAUGGAGACACAAUAAGUCUUUUAAUGGUAAAGUUGAAACAAGGGGUCCACCAAAGAAAUUAUCAGGUAGUGAAAUAUUAGAGCAAGUUAAGGAUCUUGAAGGUAUGAAGUUUGGGAAAACCAGUAAGUUACCAAAGAGAAAUGACAAUUGGAAAAAGCAGAGUAUAUUUUUUAAAUUGCCUUAUUGGAAUAACCUCUUGCUUCGUCAUAAUCUUGAUGUUAUGCAUAUCGAAAAAAAUGUUUGUGAUAAUAUUCUUGGCACUUUACUCGACAUUGAAGGUAAAAGCAAAGACAAUAUUAAAGCUAGACAUGAUUUAAAACAUGUAAAGAUUAUGAAGCAUCUUGCUCCGAAAUUGAUUGACGGAAAAUGGCAUAUGCCACCAGUACCUUAUACAUUAUCCAAAGCUCAAAAAUUAACAGUGUACAAAUUUUUGGAGGAUAUUAAAGUUCCGGAUGGGUAUUCAUCUAACUUUUCUAAGUGCAUCAAUCUUGAGAUGCGUAAAAUAUGGGGACUUAAAACGCAUGAUUGUCAUGUGCUUUUAGAGGAAUUGUUGCCGUUGGCAAUUCGUGGAGUAUCAUCUUCUAAAGUGUACGAGGUGAUUACUAAAUUGAGUGCAUUUUUUAAGAAUUUGUGUUCCAAGACUUUAAAAUUAGAGGACUUGAAUGAUCUUGAGGAUCAUAUUGCAAUCACCUUGUGUUAAAUGGAAAAGAUUUUUCUUCCCUCUUUUUUUGAUGUAAUGGUGCACUUAUGUGUUCACUUAGCUGAGGAAGCUAAGAUAGCAGGGCCAGUUCAUUAUCGAUGGAUGUAUCCUAUUGAAAGGUAUUUAUUUAUUUUGAAUGAAUUGUGAAAUUUCUUUGUUAACAUGAACAUAUAUUCAUAAUUUAUAGUGUUGUCUUACAGGUUAUUACGAAAAUUCAAAUCAUAUGUUCGCAAUAAAAAUAGACCGGAGGGAUCCAUUGCAGAAGGAUAUAUAAUAGAGGAGUGUAUGUUCUUCUGUUCAAGAUAUUUAAAUGAUAUGGAGACUAAAUAUAACAUGUUAGAGAGGAAUGCAGAAGAAGAAACUGAUGCUUAUAAGGGAUUAUCAAUAUUUGCAUCAUUUGGCGCUCCCUUGGGAAAGGCUAAAUCUAAAUCUCUAACUACCGAAGACUUGAUACAAGCUCGAGAAUAUGUGCUUAAAAAUUGCGACGAAACUGAGUCAUACUUAAAUGAAUAUGCAGAAGCGGGAUCUGAUAAAAAUUUGGUAGAAUGGUUUCAAGAUCGGGUUACAACAUUGCCAGAAAGUGAGGAUCAAGUUGUCAAAGAUUUAAAAACUUUGGCUUUAGGGUCGUUUAGAGGUUUCCAGUGUUUUGGUGGAUAUUUGGCUAAUGGAUUCAGCUUUCAUACUAAGGACAUUGAAAAGAAGAGAAAAAAUCAGAAUUCUGGUGUUAUGGUUAAAGGAAUUGCAGAGUCAAAAAAUAUUGACUACUUUGGGGUGCUUAAUGACAUAAUUAUGCUGCAGUAUUUAGAGGGAAAGCGUGUGAUCUUGUUUCGUUGUGAUUGGUGGGAUGUUCAUAAGAUUAGUAAAGGGGUUAAGAUUGACAAAUGCGGUGUAGUUAGUGUUAACACUAAAUGUAAGCUAAUUAUUGAUGAGCCAUUUAUGCUUAUGUCUCAAGCCCAACAAGUAUUUUUUGUUAGAGUCGGAUUUGAUACAAGCUAGUUGGUUGUGAUUAAGACCCAUCCGCGAAAUCAAUACAA